AUGAUGCUCCGGUACCUCUUCAAGAAGCAGCCAGGGGGGGGGCCCGCGCCCCUCAUUCACAACCCUGUGCGCUGGUGGAUUUUGCUGCUGAUUUGUCUCCACAUGUUUCUCUUUACUGUUGCUGCUGCUGCUUUUGCCUUUCCCUCCAUGUGGGACUUGUACUGCGUCCAGCUGCUCAACAACUCCACCUACUGCGCCGUCUGCGCAGCGGUGGCGUUCGCGAUGAUAUUUUACUUCUCGCUGCUGUCGUGCGAGACCUGGGGCACCGAGCGGGAGUGGGCCGUGGCCACGCUGGUGACCAUGUCGAUGGCCGUGGCGGACUUGUGCACAGCGGGCUGGGGCAUGCUGGUGCUGGUGACCUCUUCGCGGGCCAUUUUGCUGGAAGCAGCAGCAGCAGCAGCAGAAGGCUGCAGCGACUGGAAGGCCUACUUCUUCUACUACGCAACUGCUGUCGUCAUCACUGCCCACGUCACUGUCGCCAUUAGCUGCGCUGCGGUCGCCGUGCUGCUCACCAGAGGUGUUGGCAGCCAGCUCGAGGAACUCAGACACCUAGUUUGA
Molecule: messenger RNA, 558 nt
Organism: Eimeria tenella
Lineage: Eukaryota; Apicomplexa; Conoidasida; Eucoccidiorida; Eimeriidae
Exons: 2
Coding region: 1-558 (185 amino acids)
Source: RefSeq, a predicted model, not a curated record